Molecule: messenger RNA, 2183 nt
Organism: Solea senegalensis (Senegalese sole)
Lineage: Eukaryota; Metazoa; Chordata; Actinopteri; Pleuronectiformes; Soleidae
Gene: fars2
Product: phenylalanyl-tRNA synthetase 2, mitochondrial
Exons: 10
Coding region: 141-1526 (461 amino acids)
Biological process (GO): phenylalanyl-tRNA aminoacylation
Cellular component (GO): cytoplasm; mitochondrion
Molecular function (GO): ATP binding; tRNA binding; phenylalanine-tRNA ligase activity
Source: RefSeq, a predicted model, not a curated record
AGGAGAGGAGAGGAGAAGAUGGAUGUGAAGUGAAGCUGUUCCAGGACACAGUGUUCUAAAUAAUCACCACACCAUCAGACAGUUUGACUACAGCACACGUAAAUCCUGCAGCAGCACACACACACAGAAAAACGAUCACCAUGAGACUGUCCCUGCUCCUCCCCCUCCUACAGUCCACGCCCCUCAGUUGCUGCCGUCUCUCAGCCCUCUUGGCCAAUGGCGGUGCUGCGUUGUCCCGCCGACGCCUCAGCACAGACUCGGGCUCUGCCCCUCGGCCUGUGAUUGAUCAGGACUGCGUGGAGGUGUCGGGUCGCCCGUAUCCUCGCGACGACUUCACCAACGUGACGCCAAAGAUCUUAGCGAAGGUCGGCCGCGACCUUCACAACCAGCGGCACCAUCCUCUGUGGCUCAUCAAAGAGCGGAUCAAAGCCUUCUUCUACAGUUCUUACAUGGGUCGAGGAGGAAACCCGCUCUUCUCUGUCCAUGACAACCUGAACCCUGUGGUGACCACGGAGCAGAAUUUUGACAGCUUGCUGAUCCCGCCCGACCACCCCAGCAGGAAACAAGGUGACAACUACUUCCUGAACAGGACAACAAUGUUGCGCGCUCACACCUCCGCCCACCAGAGGGAGCUGGUGAAGUCUGGUCUGGAUGCUUUUUUAUUGGCUGGAGACGUUUACAGAAGAGAUGAGAUUGACUCCUGUCAUUACCCUGUGUUCCACCAGAUGGAGGGAGUGAGACUUUUUACUGAACGCCAGGUCUUCUCAAAUGUCCCAGACUCAGAGGAGUUGUCUCUGCUGGAGCACAGUGGCAGGAGGACACCACACAAACAGGAGACUCACACUCUGGAGGCCGUGAAGCUUGUGGAGUUUAACCUCAAACAAACUCUGACACGACUCAUCACACACCUGUUUGGACAAGAUGUGGAGGUCAGGUGGGUCGGCUGUUACUUCCCCUUCACUCAUCCCUCCUUUGAGAUGGAGGUGCGUUUCCAAGGCGACUGGUUGGAGGUGCUGGGCUGUGGUGUGAUGGAGCAGCAGCUGCUCAACUCUGCAGGGGCGGGGGACAAGCUGGGCUGGGCCUUUGGUCUCGGGCUGGAGCGACUCGCCAUGGUUCUGUACCAGAUCCCCGACAUCAGGCUAUUCUGGAGUCAGGACGAACGUUUCCUCACACAGUUCAUCCUGGACGACAUUCACCAGCCUGUGUGUUUCCAGCCUCUCAGUAAGUACCCGCCGCUCCACAACGACAUUUCAUUCUGGCUGCCAGAGGCGGGGCCAGAGGCGGAGCCACAGAGCUUCACGGCCAACGACUUCUACGACCUGGUUCGUUCCAUCGGAGGAGAUCUGGUGGAGAAAGUGACCCUGGUGGACGAGUUCACACACCCACAGUCCAGGAGGCGGAGUCAGUGUUACCGCAUCAUCUAUCGCCAUAUGGAGCGAACUCUGUCUCAGCAGGAGGUUCGACUUGUCCACAAGGAGAUCGAAGACGCCGCAGAGGCUGAGCUGGGCGUGCAGGGCAGAUACUGACAGACACACACACACACACACACACACACACACACACAUUUAUUCUCUGAAUAAAGUUUGUUUAGUUUUGAACAGGCGACGUCUUGGUCUGUUUUCACAUGAACGUGUGCAGGUGACGAUACGUCUCAGGUGUGAGGAGGAAGAACGACUUCAUUUAUUCAAGAAAAAUAUUCAAUCACAGCUGAUGGAGUUUUUUUAUUUGUCCAGGAGGAGAAGGAGGAGAGGCAGUCGUUUCUCACAUUUAUCCCGAUCAGGGUCCUGUAGGCUGUGUUGAUCCUCGGUUACCACAGUGAUUUACUACCUGUUGCAUUCAAACUGAAAAUGACACUGUGGUUUCAUACAUUGAGGUUAUACACACACACACACACACACACAACAGCAGCAUGUUCUUGUUUGAUUAUAACUGCAGAAAGUACAAAUGUGUGUCAUUUGUUUGUCAGUUUAAGUCUAUGACAUCUUAAGAACAUGUUCACAUGUUAUCUCACUGUUAGACAUCAGUGAUCAGCGAUUUAAGCUUGUGGGACACAUGUGCUGCUGGUCCUCUGCUGCCUCGUGUGGUCACUUUGUGUCACUGUAGUCAACGUGAACAAAGGAUUAUAAAUGACGAAUGAACAAAAUAAGACAUUUGAACUUAGUGAUGGGGGCAGCAGUGGAUCA